Molecule: messenger RNA, 3232 nt
Organism: Oncorhynchus keta (chum salmon)
Lineage: Eukaryota; Metazoa; Chordata; Actinopteri; Salmoniformes; Salmonidae
Product: nitric oxide synthase, inducible-like
Exons: 23
Biological process (GO): nitric oxide biosynthetic process
Molecular function (GO): flavin adenine dinucleotide binding; nitric-oxide synthase activity; calmodulin binding
Source: RefSeq, a predicted model, not a curated record
AUGUUAAUGAACUGCAUUUAUUUUACAAUUAUGGAGAUGGUGCUUCAAGAUGAUGAAACCAAAAUAGCUCUCCAGACUAAACCAAAGAGGUGGGAAACAAGAGCAAGCAGGUGUCCGUUGUCUAUACCUGUGCGUAACGUGAAGGAUGGCUCAAGUCUCAAUGAUAUGCUGCACCACCAGGCAGUUAAGAACCAACAAUGCACAUCACAAGUUUGUGAAGGUUCUGUCAUGACUCCAAAGGCUCUAAUGCGCUGUCCCAAAGAUUCUCCUCUUGAGAUCCUACCUCAGGCGAUUGACCUAAUCAACCAAUACUACAAGUCCUACAAGUCCUUCAAAAUCCCCAAAAUUGAACAUCACCUUGCCAGAUUGGAGGAAGUUGCUAUGGAGAUAGGUUCCUGUGGAACUUAUUCGCUGACUAUGGACAAAUUAGUGUUUGGUGCUCGACAAGCAUGGAGGAACGCCCCAAGAUGCAUCGGCAGGAUUCAGUGGUCCAAUUUACAAGUGUUUGAUGCCAGAAAGUGCAAGACUACUCAGGAUAUGUUCAAGUCUCUGUGCGAACACUUACAGUUUGCCACAAAUGGAGGAAACCUAAGGUCUGUGAUUACCGUCUUCCCUCUGAGAAAGGAAGCCAUGCGUGAUUUCCGGGUGUGGAACAGCCAGCUGGUGAAGUAUGCCGGUUACCAGAUGCCUGAUGGCAGUAUCCAGGGAGACCCAUCCAGUGUAGAAUUCACUGAGAUCUGUAUCCGGCUUGGAUGGAAACCUCAGUACGGCCUCUUCGAUGUAUUGCCACUAGUCCUGCAGGUCAAUGGGGAGGACCCAGAUCUUUAUGAAAUCCCUCCACACCUGAUCCUGGAGGUUCCCAUGGAACACCCUCAGUAUAAGUGGUUCCAAGACCUAGGACUGAAGUGGUAUGCUCUGCCUGCGGUGUCCAACAUGUUGAUGGAGAUUGGUGGACUUGAAUUCCCAGCCUGUCCCUUUAAUGGCUGGUACAUGGGCACUGAAAUUGGUGUGAGGGAUUUCUGUGACUAUCAGCUUUAUAACGUCUUGGAGGUAAGGCUCACUUUCACAGGUACUCACCAUGGCUACAGCACAGGGUCAUGCUCAGCAAGAGUAGCCCACGUUUUGAAAUGUAGGAGGAAACCUCGUCUGGAAUAACCAAAAAUAUAAUUUUCUGUUUCAAAAUGUUUUCUUGUUUCAUACCUCUGCAACACAACCCUGGCUAACUUGAUAAUGAUGCCUUUUAAUGAUGUCUUCCACCACUACAUCCUCUUUCCCUUCUUCUACUACCAGCCUGACCCCUGGACGACCCAUGUCUGGAGAAAUGGGGAGAUGUGCCUGAGGAAGCAACAGAUCAGCUUCAAAGCGGUGGCCAGGGCGGCUCUCUUUUCUUCAAGCCUUAUGAGCAGAGUGCUGGCUAACAGGGUGCGUUGCACUGUCCUGUACGCUACUGAAACAGGGAAAUCACAGACAUUGGCCCAGAGACUGAACUCCAUGCUAAACUGUGCCUUCAACUGCAGGUUGCUCUGUAUGGAGGACUAUAACUUCAGUGACAUGGAACAGGAGAGCCUUCUGGUUGUGGUAACAAGCACAUUUGGGAAUGGAGACUCCCCUGGAAAUGGAGAGAGUUUCAAGAAGCAGCUUUUCUCCUUGCAGUAUCUCAGGAACAACCCCAUGUACUGUGUUUUUGGACUGGGCUCGAGGAUGUACCCACAGUUCUGUGCUUUUGCCCAUGCCGUGGAUGCCAAGCUGGAGGAGCUGGGGGCAGAGCGGGUGACGCCCACUGGAGAGGGGGAUGAACUGAAUGGACAGGAAGAGGCCUUCUCUGCCUGGGCUCUCACUGCUCUCAAGGAUGCCUAUAAGGAGUUCAACAUCCAGGGACAGCUGAGUCUGCAGCUCCCUGGGGCAGAGCGACUCUGCGAGGCCUGGGACCCUUUGAGAUAUCGCGUAGCACUGGAGAGCUGCUCCCAGGACCACAUCACAGCACUUUCAACCAUUCACUCUAACACUGUCUUCCCCAUGAAACUGAAGAGGAGACAGAAUCUACAGAGCCCCCAUUCAAGCCGGUCCACCAUUCUGGUGGAGCUGGAGAGGGAGACAAGUGCAGAGGUCAUGAACUUUGCCCCAGGAGACCAUGUUGGUGUUUUCCCAGGGAAUCUCCCUCAACUGGUGGCUGGAAUCCUAAAGUUCCUUCCCCAUACAGCCCCAACCAACCAGUGCCUACGACUGGAAUACCGCUCUGACUCCUAUGAUGAGAAAAACUGGCAGACUGUCAGACGCAUCCCAGCGUGCCCUUUGUCUCAGGCGCUCACCUACUUCCUGGAUGUGACCACGCCCCCCUGUCAGAACCUCCUCCACAAGCUCUCUCAGCUGGCAAGACAGGAGGGGCACUGCCAGCGUCUGCUGACCUUGGCAAAGGACUCUCAGGAGUACACGACCUGGAAGAUGUUCCGUAUUCCCAACUUCCUGGAAGUCCUGGAGGAGUUCCCGUCUUUAGAACCCUCUGCAGCCUUCCUCCUCAGCCAGCUGCCCCUGCUCAAGCCCCGCCUCUACUCCAUCAGCUCCUCCCCUCAGCUCCACCCCAAUGAGCUACAUCUCACUCUGACGGUGCUCAACUAUCACACACAAGAUGGACAGGGUCCUCUUCACCACGGGGUCUGCAGCACCUGGCUGGAUACCAUUAAGAAAGGAGACCUGGUACCAUGUUUCAUCUACAGUUCAGGUGGGUUCCACCUCCCAGCAGAGCCCAGCACUCCAGUCAUUCUGGUGGGGGCUGGCAGUGGCAUUGCACCCUUCCGAAGCUUCUGGCAACAACGGCUACAUGACAUGAAACACCCAGAGUUCUCUGGAAGUCCUAUGAUCCUGGUGUUUGGCUGCCAGAGUUCAGAGACAGACCAUUUAUACAACGAGGAGACACUGGAGAUGAGAAGACAAGGGGUCCUGAAGAGUGUUACAACCACAUAUUCCCGCCAGCCAGGUCACCCAAAGAUCUAUGUCCAGGAUAUCCUGAGGGAGAAGUUGGCAGGGGAGGUGCUGAGUGUGUUGCACCAGAAGGAGGGUCACUUCUACGUGUGCGGGGGUGUGAACAUGGCCCAGGGAGUUACUCUAGCAGUACAGGAGAUUCUGAGCAGCCAGCUUGGCAUUACCCUCACACAGGCAGGAGAACACCUAGCCCAACUAAAGAUUCAGAAGAGGUACCAUGAGGACAUUUUUGGAGCCCAGUUUCAAAAGUGAG